UCGCAGAAUCCGCCAUUCCCGAAUCGGACGCUAGUUUCUGUCCCAUGUGACGUGGCAGUCAGCUGGCUGGCGGGAGACCUCACCUGUGUGCUGCGGUGUGUCGGAACUGUGUCAGGUAAGAAAGAACCAAACAUCAGAGUUCCAGUAUCCUCUCUGUAGAUCCAGAAGUAAAGAUGCCCGGGAAGCAGGUGUUGGUGACAGGAGGUGCGGGGUACAUCGGCAGCCACACGGUGGUGGAGAUGGUCACUGCAGGGUUCUCACCUGUCGUGUUGGACAACCUGUCCAACGCAUGUCCAGAGAGUUUGAAAAGGGUAGAAGCCAUAACAGGGACAAGCAUUCCAUUCUACAGUGCAGACCUCCUGGACAAACCUGCUUUACAGGCCAUCUUUGAUAAGCAUGACAUUGAGGCUGUAGUGCACUUUGCAGGAUUGAAGGCUGUGGGAGAAUCUGUCGCUAAACCGCUCAGCUACUACAAGGUCAACGUUGGUGGAACCACUAACCUUUUAGAGGUGAUGCUGGAGAAAGGGGUGUACAACUUCGUGUUUUCCAGCUCAGCUACAGUCUACGGAGAACCACAGUUCCUGCCCAUCACAGAGAGUCACCCAGCUGGAGCAUGCAUCAACCCCUACGGGAGGACCAAGUAUGUUAUUGAGGAGAUUCUGAAGGACUUGUCCAUCGCUGAAAAGAACUUGAGGGUUGUCCUGCUGAGGUACUUUAACCCCAUUGGAGCUCACAAGUCUGGUACUAUCGGGGAGGAUCCAUCUGGCAUUCCCAACAACCUGCUGCCAUAUGUAUCACAGGUAGCAGUGGGGCGUCGAUCUGAGUUGAGUGUUUAUGGGUCUGACUAUGACACGGUGGAUGGCACAGGUGUGAGAGAUUAUGUCCAUGUGGUGGACCUGGCACUGGGGCACAUCGCUGCUCUUAAGAAACUUGAGGACAUCUCGGGAUGCAAGGUCUACAAUCUGGGGACUGGCACAGGAUACUCAGUGUUGCAGGUGGUGGAGGCAUUUGAGAAAGCAAGCGGGAAAAAAGUUCCAUACAAGAUUGUAGACCGGCGUGCGGGAGACUCAGCCUCCGUGUACGCAGACCCCUCGCUGGCAGAGAAGGAGCUGGGCUGGAAGGCAGAGCGCGGUCUCACAGAAAUGUGUGAAGACUGCUGGAGGUGGCAGUCCCAGAAUCCUCAGGGCUUCAAGAAGGACUAGUGAGUGACAAGUGACCAUCUUCCACAUUCCAGCAACUGAUUUCAAGAGAUUAAGAUCAGUGUGAUUGAGUAUUUAAUGAAUGUAUGGGGAUUUAUGGGAACAUUCUUUCUAGAUAUUGCCUUGACUGGUGUAACAAAACCCUUGUUGCCUUUUCAUGCUACCAACUUAAUUGUUUUUAUCAAGUUGUUCAGGUGUAUGAUGGCCUUCCCCCUUACCAUUUUCUGUCCAUUUAAAAAGGCAUUAUUGAUAGAUUCGCUUUCUCUGCCAAUCUAACUCAGGAAACAAAUAUGAUCUUUAGUCUGUAAUGAUUUACCUCACCCUUUAAUGAUAGAUACUGUCAUGAGCCUUCCAAUGAUACUUAAUAUUUGUUAGAAUUAAAGAUUAACUUGAUAAGGCAAAAGCAGAUUUCUAUUGUGUCAAAUGCAACUAAUGUAACUAGAAAUACUGAAAAUAAGUGGAGAAUGCAAAUAUAUUCAAACUGAAUAGUUUAUUGAGUAAACUAUGUAAUCCUUGGGUGGCUUUCUCAGUCAGAUCUGCAAUGUUACUUGCGUUAAACAAGGGACCAAUCUGGAUAUGCAUGACAAAGGCAAUUCCCUUAUUGUUGCACAUGAUACUACAUGGAUAUUUUUAGGUUGAAACUUGUGCAAUUGAUCGUACUGGAUUGUGAAGAUUUGAAUUGAGAAUUGUGCAGUGUAUGUGCUCCUGAAAUUACCACAGUGCCUUCUAAAAGCAUUGAAUAGAACUUUAUCUAGUACUAUGCAAUAUGUUAGGACAUUUUCUAACAACAUUUUAGAGCGUCUCUGAGAAAGAUGUAUCUUUUAAGCUAAAUCAAAUGCAGGUCACUAAAGCCAAGUUGUUGGCUUGAUACUUACUGUAAAUGCAGAAAAUUUCGCGGUGGUUUAAUGUUCGCAGAUUUUGCGGUGGCCGCUUCACAUCAAACUUAAAACCACCGCAAACAUUUUUCCAUGGCAGUAAGAAACUACUUUGCAUGGUGAUACCGCGAACUUAAAACCACCGCGAAAAGUCCUUUUUCCUGCUACCGUGAAAUUAAAUCCCGGCAAACUUAAAUGCAUUUACAGUAUGUAGUAACACGGCAAAGAUCAGACAUGAAAGCAAGUUUUCCUCUGAUGACUGACCAUUUAUUUUCCAUUCCAUUCUGUAGAACGUUUGGGUCACAUGGUGCAGAAAUAAGAUUUGGUGAUGUUGUUAACAAAGCCUUUAGGCACUUUCUACUUCACUUUGUGUGGGCAUAGGUAUGACAAGUUUGACAAGCUGCACACAAUGUGCAGUGUGUGCUGAUAUAUAACUACUUUUUAUCAGGUGAUUCAAAUAAAUGCAGAAGUAGCAGUGCUACUCUUUCUUAUAUCAUAACGGUGUCAUUUAUGCAUAGUCAAAUUCCUUAUAAAAAUGAGCUUAGUGUUAUUUUAGCAAUAAAAUGCACAUAGAAA
Molecule: messenger RNA, 2650 nt
Organism: Branchiostoma floridae (Florida lancelet)
Lineage: Eukaryota; Metazoa; Chordata; Leptocardii; Amphioxiformes; Branchiostomatidae
Product: UDP-glucose 4-epimerase-like
Exons: 11
Coding region: 174-1202 (342 amino acids)
Biological process (GO): beta-D-galactose catabolic process via UDP-galactose, Leloir pathway
Cellular component (GO): cytosol
Molecular function (GO): UDP-glucose 4-epimerase activity
Source: RefSeq, a predicted model, not a curated record